CGGCUUAAAGGGAAAGGAGAUAAAAUCAGCGGUCUACCUGAUGUGAUCCUUCAACAUAUCUUCGCCUAUAUUCCAACCAAAUACGCCAUCAGAACUUCUCUCUUGUCAAAACGGUGGAGGCAUGUAUGGUGUGAUACACCUUCCCUCUCCUUCAACAGCUCUAUACUUAACGACGCUUGGAUUAACCAAACCCCAACUGGAUACACCGCUCCCAGGAUGUUGCACUUCCACCUCAAAAGCGACAAGAACCACGAUGUUCCCCACAUCGACAAGUGGCUAGAGCUCGUCAUGUCCAGGCACGUUGAGAAUAUGGUCCUGUCUUUCUUGCUUGUCAAGUAUAGUUUUCCUGACUUCUUCUACGUCGACUCUUCUCUCAAGCAACUCACCUUAAAGUACUGUGAUAUGUCUUCCAAAUGCUCAGUGUCUUGGACAUCUCUCAAGAACCUUUCCUUGACUAGAUGUAGUGUCUCUGAUGAAUCUAUGGCUAAGAUUCUAUCUGGUUGUCCCGUUCUCGAGAGCUUAACAUUGAAUAAUUGCCAUGAACUAAUUUAUCUUGAUCUAAGCAGAUCACUGCGUCUGAGAACAGUAGUAGUAGUAGAGCGGAGCAGUUCGGUUACGGGGCCAAAAGUUAUUGAGGCACCACAUAUCCAUUAUCUCUAUUUGAGAUACGCUCAGUUCCCAUGUACUUUAGUUGAUGUCUCGUCUUUAACCGAAGCUGAUGUCAACUUUUGCGUUAGCACGAACACGAACGGAAAAGAAACAUCUCUUCAAGACAAGGUGAUGAAUAUGCUAGUAAAGCUACGGCAUGUAGAGAAGCUUACUUUUGGAACAAACCUUCUUCAAGUUUUAUCUUUUACCGAGCUUCGUGGUGUUCCUUUUCCGAUGUUCGAGGUCAAAUCAUUGAAACUUAAGACAAGGAUCUUUCAGUAUGUUAUUCUUGGUUUAAAAAGGGUGUUACAGAACUCAUGUGAUUUAAAGAAGCUAACAUUACACACAAACAAUUGCAGCAUCAAACGGGUAAAGCAUCGUGACAACUGUUUGGCAUUGCAAAGCUUCAGUCCGGCUCAGUUGUGUCGGAGAUCAAAAGUAGCGGGCCAUUGGGAUGUAGAGUCAAAGCACUUGGCUAUGUUCGUGGAACUUGUGCUUCAAAACACAGAGACAUUAGACAAGAUGUUCUUAGUAUUGGACGAUCGUUACCGUAAGUUCAGAAAGAUAUUCGAGAACUUUCUCACAACAACAAAGUCUCCAUUGCCUUUUCAGAUCAGAUUAGUGGUGAAUCAUAGGGUUUAGUCUCGAGUCUUGUUGAAUAUUGUUACGUUGAACCUCUUUUAA
Raphanus sativus (radish) is the source of this 1332-nucleotide messenger RNA. RefSeq names its product putative F-box/LRR-repeat protein At3g18150. The record is from RefSeq and is a predicted model, not a curated record. The annotation marks the transcript as partial. The transcript has 3 exons. NCBI's taxonomy places the organism in Eukaryota, Viridiplantae, Streptophyta, Magnoliopsida, Brassicales, Brassicaceae. Gene Ontology annotation, molecular function: protein binding.